Messenger RNA from Arabidopsis thaliana (thale cress), 1709 nucleotides. It is a transcript of the gene SYTD, whose product is annotated as Calcium-dependent lipid-binding (CaLB domain) family protein. Gene Ontology annotation, cellular component: cytoplasm; membrane; endomembrane system. Lineage: Eukaryota; Viridiplantae; Streptophyta; Magnoliopsida; Brassicales; Brassicaceae. The transcript has 11 exons. Gene Ontology annotation, molecular function: lipid binding. The record is from RefSeq and is marked reviewed.
AUGGGUUUUCUCUUUGGUUUGUUCAUAGGAAUCGCGGUUUCUUUCGGUUUGGUCGUCGCAUUUGCUCGCUACUCUAGUGUCAGAUCCACUCGUCGAGCUGAUUUGGCAAAGACCAUUGCUGCAUUUGCAAGAAUGACAGUUCAAGAUUCGAGAAAACUUCUCCCGGGAGAUUUUUAUCCUUCUUGGGUUGUGUUUUCUCAGAGACAAAAUUAAAUUGGCUUAAUCUUGAACUUGAAAAGAUCUGGCCUUAUGUAAAUGAGGCAGCUUCUGAGCUGAUUAAAAGCAGUGUGGAACCAGUACUUGAACAGUAUACACCAGCUAUGUUAGCAUCUCUCAAGUUCUCUAAAUUCACACUUGGGACUGUGGCUCCUCAGUUCACAGGAGUUUCUAUCUUAGAAAGUGAAAGUGGACCUAAUGGAAUCACAAUGGAACUUGAAAUGCAAUGGGAUGGUAAUCCAAAAAUCGUGUUGGAUGUCAAAACCUUACUUGGCGUGUCUCUACCUAUUGAGGUCAAAAACAUAGGAUUCACAGGUGUUUUCAGGCUGAUUUUCAAACCUCUUGUUGAUGAAUUCCCUUGCUUUGGGGCACUUUCUUAUUCACUCCGCGAGAAGAAAGGGCUUGAUUUUACCCUCAAAGUUAUAGGUGGUGAAUUAACAUCAAUUCCAGGGAUUUCAGAUGCAAUCGAAGAAACUAUUCGUGACGCCAUUGAAGACAGUAUAACAUGGCCAGUUAGGAAAAUUAUACCUAUUUUACCAGGAGAUUACAGUGAUCUGGAGUUGAAACCUGUUGGAAAAUUGGAUGUGAAGGUUGUGCAAGCAAAGGACUUAGCUAACAAAGACAUGAUUGGAAAAUCUGAUCCUUACGCUAUUGUAUUCAUUCGCCCUUUGCCUGACAGAACCAAAAAGACCAAAACUAUUAGUAACUCGUUGAAUCCGAUUUGGAAUGAACAUUUUGAGUUCAUUGUGGAAGAUGUCUCAACUCAACAUUUGACAGUAAGAGUCUUUGACGACGAAGGAGUUGGAUCUUCUCAGCUUAUUGGGGCUGCUCAAGUACCGUUAAAUGAACUCGUACCCGGGAAAGUUAAAGAUAUUUGGUUGAAGUUAGUCAAGGAUUUAGAGAUCCAAAGGGAUACAAAAAAUAGGGGUCAGGUGCAGUUGGAGCUCUUAUAUUGUCCCUUAGGCAAAGAAGGCGGAUUGAAGAACCCGUUUAACCCGGACUACUCAUUGACCAUUUUAGAGAAGGUACUGAAGCCGGAAAGCGAGGAUUCGGAUGCCACGGAUAUGAAAAAACUGGUGACCUCGAAGAAAAAAGAUGUGAUAGUGAGAGGAGUGUUGUCUGUGACAGUGGUGGCAGCUGAAGACUUACCAGCUGUAGAUUUUAUGGGAAAAGCAGAUGCAUUUGUGGUAAUCACAUUGAAGAAAUCAGAAACGAAAUCCAAGACAAGGGUAGUACCGGAUAGCUUGAAUCCGGUUUGGAACCAGACGUUUGAUUUUGUAGUGGAAGAUGCUUUGCAUGAUCUAUUGACGCUUGAAGUAUGGGACCAUGACAAAUUUGGCAAGGACAAGAUAGGGAGAGUGAUAAUGACAUUGACGCGAGUGAUGUUAGAAGGAGAGUUUCAAGAGUGGUUUGAGUUAGAUGGAGCUAAAUCAGGGAAGCUUUGUGUCCAUCUUAAAUGGACUCCUAGGCUUAAGCUCAGAGACGCCUCUUGA